This is a messenger RNA of Cuscuta epithymum, 881 nucleotides long. The record is from the annotation of a GenBank genome assembly. NCBI's taxonomy places the organism in Eukaryota, Viridiplantae, Streptophyta, Magnoliopsida, Solanales, Convolvulaceae.
GCAACAACUGCCAUGGCCGGCGAAACUGCAGAAACAAGACUUGACCCCUCUUCUCCCUAUUACCUUGGUUCGGGAGAUUAACCGGAAACUUGAUUACUCAUGUGAUCUUCCGCGGUGACAACUACGUGGCAUGGUCGAGAGCAAUUAUGAUGUCCCUAAAGGCUCGAAGAAAGCACGUUUUUAUUGACGGAACUCUUAAAAAGCCGGCGGAGGGUCCGAGAGUGAUGGAUUGGGAUCCGGUCAACUCUAUGAUUGUGUCGUGGAUUCUGCGAAGCAUGGAAGCAAACGUGGCGCCAUCGAUCCCAUAUCAUGAAGAAGCAAGGAGCUUGUGGCUGUAUUUUGAAAAAAGAUAUAGCGUUGCUAACGGUCCUCGUUUGCAGCAACUUCGGGCAGCAAUUACGGAAUGUAAACAAACCAAAACCAUGUCCGUGGACGCGUAUUACACCGCACUUACGGGACUAUAUAACGAUGAUAAGAGCAAGUUGCUUUGUUCCAACUGCAAGCAGAAGGGGCAUUAAAUUGGUAGUUGCUUCAAGCUCCAUGGAUACCCGGAGUAGUGGGAAGAAAGAAACUAGAACAAAGGCAACGUGGUUGGACGUAAUGCAGGGGUUCGAGCUCAUGCUAUGACAUCGGCUUUAGGAAGUGUGGAUACUAUUUCUGCAGGUGGUGGACCGAACCCUUUGAACAGCCUGACCAAAGAGCAGGUCGAAGCUCUCCUGCGCUUGCUUCAGGCAGAUACGAACACAAGUGAUCGCAUGGAAGGACCGUCACUCGAGGAACCUGAUUAGAGCCGGUGAACGACGAGAUGGGCUCUUUUACUUCCGAGAUAUACCAGUGGUGCAUGUUGUAGCAACGUCUCCGAUUACAGAGUUUGAGUUAUG